Molecule: messenger RNA, 2068 nt
Organism: Pocillopora verrucosa
Lineage: Eukaryota; Metazoa; Cnidaria; Anthozoa; Scleractinia; Pocilloporidae
Source: RefSeq, a predicted model, not a curated record
UUGCAUAAUAAUACUUAGGUAGCUCUAGGCUUCUCAGAAAUCGUAGCCUUUCGGUGAAAAUAGAUGUCAAAAUGGAGUCCGCAGCCCUCAUGAAACCAUGACUCAAAAAUGAUGGCGUAAUAAACAUUGGUCACGUGUCCAAUGUUGUAUGCGGCAGAGCAAUCGGUGCACGUAUCGUAAUUCAAUGAAAUUCUUCAGCUUCCUUGAGAUAUAUAAGUCAAAAGCAGCAGACACCACGGGUCAUUUUCAAGGAAAUACGGAACGCGAUGAUUGAACUACGACAGGACUCUCUCCAACAAAGCAAAUCUCUUCGAUGGAUCAGCAUUUUGCUCGGUGCUAUUCUUGUUGCUCUUGGUAUACACUCGUACGUCUUGAUCCGAAGAGAUUUCAAAGAGCAUUCGUUAUCCUCAGAAUUGAAGGAGCUGAGAAAAAUGGUGGAGGAAUUGUCUUCCAAAGUAGCUAAAACAGAGGGAGAAAACGAGAAUUUAAGAGAAGAGCUCUUUAACACAGAGAUCUCCCGCCAGCGAAGGAAUCCUAAUCAUCACCCUUGCCAUUUGUUGAAGCACUGCAAGAAAAAACACCAUAAAACUGCUGAAGAAGGAUUAAAUUGCACUUUGGUUAUGAAAUGCCAACCAGAAGCAUUUAUACAUAUGUCUGCAGUCGGCUUAAGCAAGGACGAUAUCACAAAAGUGUUGAAACAAGGCAAUCGAAAAACUCUAUUGUCUUGGGGCAACUACGAUCCACUAAUAAGCAACAAAAUCAUGUCACCUCACAGGGACCAACUCCUUUUUAAACUAGAGGGCUGGUACUCAGUUUAUUUGAAUCUCAGAGUAAGUGCGAACAUAACCGAGGUUAAAGUUGUAAAUGUCAAUGGAACAGGAGAGACUAAGCCGAUGUCUUUCACACCAAUACCCUCAAUUGACACCAGCGGUAAAUAUUUUGGGACUGUUCACAUAUCUCGACUACUAAAGAUAUCCAGGAACACUAUAUUGUCUGUUCAAGUGGUGUUCAAAGCUAAGGGAAAGGUCCAAGAAGACCCUAAAGAGUUAUUUCCCAAUUGUGGAGGAUCAAAUUCAAGGAUGCAAGAAGACAACUUUGGAGCUUUUCUGGUGAGUUAAACAAAAACCACACAACCACGAGAUGAACGUGGCUUCCAUUUUCUACCGUCAUUUUGAAGAGGGAUGGAUCACGGCGGUAAAAUUCCUGAUGGAAUUAAUUUUAAUAAACACUCUCCUUUUGGACGAGGGAUUAUUUCCUCGUUAACAUGAAUGCUGUUAAUGACGACAUAAGCCAAAAGAGCAGGUCAAACUAAGUAAUCGGUCUCAAUAUGAAUAUAAUGUGAAGGGUAUUAUCUGUGAAAUCAGUCUGUAAACUUAAUAACAAGAGAAAAGAAAAGUGGAAUUAACAACUUUUACAUUUUUGACUUUGCAAGCUCUUUGGAUUUAUUGAAAUCAAUGAUUGUAGUUCUAUAGUUCUGUCAUUUGUGCUUAGUUAUGUUAAAAUGCUGGACUCGUAAAUUGUGAUUUUGUUGUAAGUUAUGUAAAUAUGCAAUCCUUUGAAAUCGAGCACGUUUUGAUUGAUUGUCGAAAAACCAAAACUGAAGUUAUUGUGAGAGCCAGUCAGAACAAAUAGAACAUGAAUCACGAGGGGCUGACUAAAACUCUAAGUCUCUCUGGAAGCGCGGUAAAACGAGAGUGAUCGAGUCGCCAUUCGGUUUUCGUCUAACAUCUGAUUGGUUAAGAGAAUGGCGCAAGUUUUCCCGACCAAUCAGAGCAAAGUAAUGCAGAAACAAAGCGAUCCCGAAUUACUUUCGACACUCGAUUGAAAUUGGUUAAAAUAAAAUGAUUGUAAAUACAGCACCAGGCAGACUCACCCAACGCGGUAACGAGGUGUUUAUGUCGUUCCCACGGUAUGCACUGCGUUGUCCUGAGGACAAGAUAAUUAGGAUGGAAGUGAGAACAGGUAGCUUAUCUGUAAAUAUAACUUGGGGUUGACGAGUCAUCGAAUCCAAUCCAUGACUGAAUGAAAAAUGAUCUGUAAACAUGACCAAUAAACAGUUUAUUUUACA